CGCACUCAAUACUAAAAACAGAUGGCUUGAUCACUCCAUCGUCAACAAGGCAAACAGCUUAAAAAUUGCUCAAAUAACAAACUUCCCCUUUUACUUCACUUCAUAGUUCAUAUGCUUUCUUCCCAAGUUAAGAAUUUUAAACCCAACAUUGAUUGUUCGUUAAAAAUUGGGUCUUUGACUAAUUUUUGAACAGCAUAGAACAAUUAAACCUAUUUAUUAGGUGGGUUAUCUUGGGAGAUUUAGACUUUGUUAAUGAAAAAUGGAGAAUGGAUUUGAAACUCUGCUGAGAGUGUCAUGGAUAGCAGCGAUUUUGCCCAUAUUAAUUGCUUCUUUACCAUGUUCUCUUCUCAAUCCUUUUCAUCAUACUCUUCUUGUUUUUGCUGGUCGUGGCAAGAUUUUGCAGUCUUCUUCUCGUUUCAGUAAACUCACAGUGCCCCAGAAAUUUUUCUCUCAUUUCUAUGUCUUCGCUGUGGUAUGGACAUCUUUUUUGCUUCUCACAACUUGGGUAUAUGCACAUAAAAUUGGAUCUUUGGUUUCCGAGUCGACAUCUCAUUCUAGUGUUGCCAGCUUCUUGACUGGAGGUUCACAUAUUCUAUCUAUUCAUAAAACACAAUCAACUUCACCAGAGCACUCCUUCUGGGUUUGGCGAUCAGUCUUUCUCCUUAUUUUGAUGGAAAUUCAAGUAUUGUGGCGCUUGUAUGAGUCACUAUACGUAUUUAACUACAGCGGUACAGCUCGUAUGCAUAUCUUUGGAUAUUUCACAGGUUUCUUCUUUUAUACAGCAGCACCGUUGUCCUUUUCUUGCUACCGUGCACCAGAAGCGAUCACAUUUGUAGCAAACAUAAUGGCCGAGUUUACUGUGAAAGGAAAGAAUCAUAUGCCGCCUCUUGAAGUUCAAUGGUUUGAGUAUCUUAGUCCUCUCUUCAAGCUCGGUUGGUUCCAGUGGAUUGGAGCAGCGACUUUUUUCUAUGGUUGUCUUCAUCAGCGUCGUUGUCAUGCCGUUCUUGGGAAUCUGCGGAAAGUGAAGGAACAAGCCAGUGAUUACAAAAUCCCGCGUGGUGACUGGUUCGAUAUUGUCUCGUCUCCACAUUAUCUUGCUGAGAUUGUUAUGUACGGCGGCCUUGUUGUUGCUAGUGGAGGCCUCGACCUGACUGUUUGGUUACCUUUUGCAUUUGUGGUGGCUAAUCUUGUGUUUGCCGCGGCAGAGACACACCGAUGGUAUCACCACAAAUUUGACAACUAUCCGAGCAAUCGCUAUGCUAUUAUUCCCUUUGUUUAUUGACAGUUAGCAAAGUGUUAGAUUUGUACAUAUAUGAAUAGUCGAAUUAAAGAGCAUGUUUUUUGUUUAAUGGUGGUUUUGACAUGGUAAUUCCUGCGCUCCUAUGUCCUUUUCUUGAAAUAGUGAAGCAGAUUAAAAAGGUCAAUUCUGUA
Messenger RNA from Amaranthus tricolor (Joseph's coat), 1431 nucleotides. RefSeq names its product polyprenol reductase 2-like. Gene Ontology annotation, molecular function: 3-oxo-5-alpha-steroid 4-dehydrogenase activity. The coding region runs from base 260 to 1282 and encodes 340 amino acids. Gene Ontology annotation, biological process: dolichol-linked oligosaccharide biosynthetic process; polyprenol catabolic process. The record is from RefSeq and is a predicted model, not a curated record. Gene Ontology annotation, cellular component: endoplasmic reticulum. The transcript has 6 exons. NCBI's taxonomy places the organism in Eukaryota, Viridiplantae, Streptophyta, Magnoliopsida, Caryophyllales, Amaranthaceae.